Messenger RNA from Drosophila teissieri, 3234 nucleotides. RefSeq lists its product as uncharacterized. The transcript has 3 exons. NCBI's taxonomy places the organism in Eukaryota, Metazoa, Arthropoda, Insecta, Diptera, Drosophilidae. The record is from RefSeq and is a predicted model, not a curated record. The coding region runs from base 532 to 2664 and encodes 710 amino acids.
UUCGCUAAGAGCGGGUAUCGGAUAGUCUAACUUGCUUUUUAAUAGACAAAUUCAACUCCGAAUUUUUUGAAAAUAGCUCACUUAAAGUAACAACCUUUUUUCAGUAAGAAACUCAUCGACUCGUCAGAGUGAAGAAUCCAGAUUCCAGACACAUAGAUGCAGCGCAAAUUUGUUAUCAAACUUUGCCACGCCCACCAUAACGCUUUCAAACCGCCCAAAAGUGCCACAUUUUUAUAAGAAACAUCUUUUAAUUUUUUCUUCAUUAAUUGUUGUUUUCCCUAUUUCUAUCGAUAUACCAGAUAAUUGUAAAAAUUUCUCGUUCGCUUUUCCACUAGCUGAGUACGAACGGGUAUCUGAUAGUCGCCGAACUCGACUUUAGCGUUCUCUUGUUUAUAGGUAAAUUUGUUUUGUAUAAAAGUUGGUUUAUAAUAUUUCCGAGCCCGAAGCCUUUUAAAUAUUGAUUAAGUUUAUUAAAAUUAAAAUUAUAAAAUUGAAUUAAUCUUGUACGCAAAAUAUUUUAUGUGACAGUUAAUGAAGGAGACAAAGUACUCUGUGGAGCUGCCGCAACUACGCAAACAUCCACCCCUUCCUCCCGUGCGUGUCAUCACGAGCUUUGAGGAGAGCAAACCGCUGGAAGCCCCAGUCCCUGCGCCAGCGGAAAAUACUUUUAAGCUGAAUGCCAAUGCCCAAACGUGGGUGCCCUAUGAGCAGGGAGCGCCAUCAUACUGGUCCCAGACAGUGUCCUCGGAAGACACAGGCGACGCGACGGUUCCGGAAGCUUUGGCUGCCCCAGCUUCAGUAAAGAGCGAGGUGUCUAUUAUUGAUCUCCUCCGCGAAGAGAGCAAACUAAAGGAGGAACCGUCAAAAGUGGAACCUAAUGAGGCAAAGCUCUUUCAAAGGCACUGCCUAGACUGUCACAAUGAACCGAAAGGGUUUGCACUCCUGCGCCAGAUGUAUCCCAAUAAACAGCUGACUGGCCUCUGGGAUUUGUUUGUAAAGUGCAAGGCCGACGUAGAUUGGGCCGUUGAUAUUCUGUUAAAAGAGGACGAGCUAUAUGCGGUCACUGGUUCGGAUCAGAUCGGAUUUGAGGAAACUGUUAAUAGCGAGGAGUCGGCGCAAUUUCAAUGCGACUGCGACAAGGCGGCCGAGGGACAGGAAUCUCCAAUUUCCACUUCCAACUGCACCUCACCAACUUUGCCGCUAUCGAAGACUGCAUCCAAGCCGCAACGUCAGCCGCGCAUUAAACGACCAUCGGCCCCCACCAACAAAGAGUUGCAAAUACAAAUCCAGAAUUGCUUUGUGUUAGGCGACGAACAAUACUCGGAGCACACGCGCAAAAUCCGCGACAUCCGUAAUGGAAUUCUGGAUCAACCUAUAGUGUCUAAAGUACCGGAAGCAUCAGAGGAACCAGAGCUAGAACAGCAGGAGGAGGAGGACUCUGAAGAAAAUACUCUGCUGGAAAUAGAUUUGGGCAGCGCUCUAAUUGAGCAGCUACGCACGCAGUUCCACACGGAGGACGAAAUGUUGCCGCCGGAACAGGAGGUACCCGCCGCAACAAAAAUAUUCGUGCCACGUCAGCUAGCCAAGCAGCUUUACAUGUUGUGGAUGGAAGCCGUGUUUAACCAGCUAGAGGAGAUGCGCCAGCAGACAAUGCGCGAUGACGAGCAGUUCGCCCGCCUGCUCAAGCAUCCAGGCUACGCCGAUUGCAGAGAGUCUCCGAGCAAUGUGGCAGAGCUUCUGGAUAUGGAGUUGGCCUGGAGCAUAUACAAUAGCGAGCAGAUGGCCGCCAAAAAGGCAGCCGAGUUGGCCGCUCGCAAACAAACGCCCAACGAUAUAGCUACCCACCUAACUAAAAUGAAGCUGUGCGAGACCUUUCCCGAUAUCCCCCCUGACACUGUGCUUGAGAUCUUUGCGGCAACCGGCAGCAAUUACGUUCAAACAGUGGAGGUCUUGGACAGCAACGUUCAGAGUAUGCUGAGCGAAGCGGAACUCUAUGAUAAGGCCCUUCGCGAGGGCGAAAAGCUAAGUGCGCAAGUGGGGCUGGAAGAGCGAAAGCAGAAGCAACAAAAGCAACAGAAUUCCUCCAGCCAAGGGCCCCGCAUCAGUUCUAGCUCGACCGCCCCUGGCCGGUCGCCCCAACUGCAUGAGGAGGCCAAGUGCGCUGCUCUUCGCGACUUUGAGGAGACGCGAAACAUGGCCGCCAAUCACUCCCAACUUAAAGCAGAGUGCUAUCUAAAGGCUAAACAGGCGGUACAGCGCGGCAAUGGUAGCGUGGCAUUAUACUACUCGGAAAUAGCCAAGUUACACAAGCAGAAGAUCGACGUCUUCAACCAUCGGGCGGCCAAUUGCAUAAUGGAGGUACAUCGGCACACCCAGAACAACCCGGACCUGCUAGAUUUGCAUUACCUGCACACGGUAGAGGCGAUCAGCUGUCUGGACUUGUUCCUUGACCGCCACAUAACUGUGCUGCGCAACACCACCCGCGUGUACAAGCAUGUAUUCAUUAUCACGGGCCGUGGUCUUCACAGCGCAAACGGAGUGUCCACUAUUAAGAACAGGGUGAAGGCCAGGCUGAGCGAACGCCGUUUGCGUUGGCAAGAGGUCAAUCCAGGAUUGCUGCGCGUCAAGGUGUUCUCAGCAUCGCGUCAUUCAAAGAACUUCUGAUUCGAGGCGAAUUGCACAACAGGACUUUCGGAGCAAAACACGUUUUACACUGCCAUAUAUGUAGAAACAAAGGCAACUUACAGGGAACCGGGAUAACUUAAUUAUAACUUAUCCCUUAUUUAACUUUUGUAUCACUGCUUACAAAAUUGUAAAGCUAAGUAAUCAUUUUUCCCUGGUUCUGGUCACUGUAUUAUUUUCGAAUGUGCUCAGAAACCUUUAAGACAUUCCCGAUUUUGUUACUCAUUUUACAUAAAACUCUUGUCCCAAUUCUUCGUUUUAAGUUUGAAUAAUGCUUCCAGCCUAGGGUUCGUGUAAGACGGGAACUCGCAAUCCGACUCAGCAAAGUAGUGAUUUAUUAUCUUACAACAGCAUACCUAAUCACAAAAUGUCUUAUUUUUAUACUAGUUUACCCAAACUACCGCUUAGGUAUAAUAAGAUUAGUGUAAAAACCGUAGUCCUAAAGUAGGCGAGGUCCAAUAAUUACCAUUACAUUUCAGCUCGGUAAGCAACUAUUAUAAUUUUCUUCUAAAAUAAAGGGACACGUGAGGAGGAUAUGGUUUAGACGACAAA